UUUAUUACUAACAAGCCCAAAUCACAAGUAUCGAAAAAUGGCGCCGGUGGCAGCGAGAAGCGCAGGCGCUGUUGGUAUCGGAACUGCCAUCUUUCUAUCUCUCGUCGCCGCUUAUUUCUUCUGCGACCGUCGCAACAAUUCAUCGAAGAAAAAGAAGAAGAAAAUUUCAACUAAAGGAAUCGUUGACGCCAUUGGUAACACUCCUUUGAUUCGAAUCAACAGUCUCUCCGACGCCACUGGUUGCGAAAUUUUUGGGAAAUGCGAGUUUUUGAAUCCUGGAGGGAGUGUUAAAGAUCGUGUUGCUGUUCAAAUUAUUGAAGAGGCUUUGGAAUCUGGGCAGCUGCGUCGAGGUGGAAUAGUUACUGAAGGGAGUGCUGGAAGCACUGCCAUUAGCAUUGCUACUGUUGCUCCUGCUUAUGGAUGCAAAUGUCAUGUGGUUAUUCCAGAUGAUGCUGCCAUUGAGAAGUCUCAAAUACUUGAAGCACUUGGGGCAACUGUUGAAAGAGUACGGCCAGUAUCAAUUACUCACAAAGACCAUUUUGUCAAUAUCGCUAGAAGACGGGCAUCUGAAGCAAAUGAGUUUGCAUUAAAGUUUAGAAAAUCACAUUUGAAUGGCACAGACUCGCAGCAAAUAAAUGGUUAUAAAUCUGAUGGAAACAAUCACAGCUCACUCUUUCCUAAUGAUUGUCAAGGCGGCUUCUUUGCUGAUCAGUUUGAGAACCUAGCAAACUUCAGGGCCCAUUACGAGGGUACAGGACCCGAGAUCUGGGAACAGACGAAUGGAAAGUUAGAUGCAUUUGUUGCAGCAGCAGGCACUGGUGGUACUGUGGCUGGUGUUUCCAAGUUUCUUCAGGAAAAGAAUCCAAACAUCAAGUGUUACCUUAUAGAUCCUCCUGGUUCUGGAUUGUUUAAUAAGGUAACGAGGGGGGUGAUGUACACCAAACAGGAGGCGGAAGGACGAAGACUUAAGAAUCCAUUUGACACUAUAACAGAAGGAAUUGGAAUUAACAGGGUAACAAAGAAUUUUGCGGAGGCAAAACUUGAUGGGGCAUUUAGAGGCACAGACAUUGAAGCUGUUGAAAUGGCCAGGUUUCUUGUGAAGAAUGAUGGACUCUUCCUUGGAAGUUCUUCUGCAAUGAACUGUGUUGGAGCAGUCAGAAUAGCGCAAUCAAUUGGUCCUGGUCACACAAUUGUAACAAUUCUUUGUGACAGUGGAAUGAGACAUUUGAGCAAGUUUUAUAAUGCUGAAUACUUGUCUCAGCUUGGUUUGACACCCAAAGCAACUGGAUUAGAGUUCUUGGGUGUCAAAUGAGUAUGUUCCUUAAGAGAAUGCUGCGGGCUCGCUACUUCAUUCAUUACCCAAAGUUGUUAACGCCUGUGUCGGAUGAUAAGCACAGUUUUGUCCUUCAUCAGCUGAGAGUGAAAUUUGAGUGGACAAAGCCCAGGAAGUUUAUGCGAUAUGCCAACGAGUCCAUCAUAUUUAUGGUGUUUUAUUUGAUUGAAACGUUAUUGGAGGCAUUAUAUGUUUCAUUCAUGGUUAGAUUAUACUAAUUUUUAUUCAUUUAGUGAACGAUGUAGAGGAAGUAGAAUAGAGUCUCGAAGAGUUUGUCAUGGAGUAAAUGAAAUGACAAGGCAUCUAAAGUCACAACUCAUUAGUUUUGACAUCAAUAGUGUUAUGCUGCUUUUAUAGAUAGAAA
Messenger RNA from Cicer arietinum (chickpea), 1697 nucleotides. Its product is annotated as cysteine synthase 2. The record is from RefSeq and is a predicted model, not a curated record. NCBI's taxonomy places the organism in Eukaryota, Viridiplantae, Streptophyta, Magnoliopsida, Fabales, Fabaceae.